Alligator sinensis (Chinese alligator) is the source of this 3888-nucleotide messenger RNA. RefSeq names its product zinc finger protein 511 (gene ZNF511). The record is from RefSeq and is a predicted model, not a curated record. NCBI's taxonomy places the organism in Eukaryota, Metazoa, Chordata, Crocodylia, Alligatoridae. The annotation marks the transcript as partial. The transcript is spliced from 6 exons.
CUCCUGCCCGUGCCGGCCCGCGCCCCGCCGCAGGCCCCGUUCCGCUUCUCGCCCCGUCGCCUGCGGUGCCCCCGCGAGCACGAGCUCCUGGAGGAUGGAGACAUUCACAGACACUUGUAUCUCCAAGAUAUUCUAGUGAGUGUUACACAAGUGACUGAAAAACCCAAGGUGUCUGAAUUCUCAUGUCAUAUUGCGGGAUGCUGCCAGGUCUUUGAUACUUUAGAGGGUUAUGAACAUCACUACAACACGCUACACAGGAAUGUGUGCUCUUUCUGCAAACGUUCUUUUCCUUCAGGGCAUCUGUUGGAUAUUCACAUCCUGGAGUGGCAUGACUCUCUCUUCCAGAUAAUGGCAGAAAAGCAAAGCAUGUAUCAGUGUUUGGUACAAGGCUGUGUGGAGAAGUUCAAGAGCAGCAAAGACAGAAAAGAUCACUUGGUCACAGUUCAUCUUUAUCCUUCUGAUUUUCGAUUUGAUAGACCAAAGAAAGCUAAAAGCAGCACCAAGCACAGCAAGUCUCCCUUGCUACAGAAUGCAAGCAUGCCAGUAGAUAUUAAAACUUUUGAGCAACCUCAAGUGGAUUCCAUGGAAAUAUCUCCCGUUGAGAAUAUGGAGAAUGCCUCUCAGCCUCUGAGCAGCCUGAUCUCACUGCCACCAGAGAAACAUCUCAACAGAUCCAGAAUCCCAUCUACCAUUUGCUUUGGGCAGGGUGCCGCUCGAGGCUUUAAAAGCAUGAGGAAGAAAAUCUGAAAAUCACUGCACCAGAUUUGAGGAAUGACCGAAGUACUGAAGAUCCAAAAAAAGCUUGGUCCACUGACAUUAAUAAAAGUUACAGCUAAGCACGGAUAGGUUUGUUUGAUCCCCUGCUUGAGCGCAGUAGUGGAUGUAUCAAGUCUGUUGUACACCAGUGGCAUGAAAGACUUGGGACAGUCCAGAUGGAUCAUCCCUGAUCAUGUAAAAACACUCGUUCCAUAAAGGGGUAGUAGAUAGAAGGGAGGGAGAAGGGGAUGUUCUAGCUCUAGAAAGUCUGAAUUCCAUAAACUUAUUGUGGGGAAGGGAGGCACAACCCAAUAACUGUGUUUUGCAGGUAGACAUUACAGGAAUAUCAGGGCAGUAUCCUGCUUGGUUGCAAGGAAUACAUCAGGAUUUGCCAUUAUAGGAAGUUAUCAAGUCACCCUGACAGGAUCCCAGUGUCAUGCUGGGAUACAUCAUAUUUGCAUUUGUUCUUUGCCUGGCCCAACAGUAUGUGUGUCCUUUUCUCUGACACACCCCCCCCCCCCCCCAAAAAAAAAAAAAACCCAAAAAACAAAAAACCAACAAACCUACACAUGCCUCCAAAGAAGAAGAGAGAUGUGGAGGUAUUUGUGUCUCACCAGCUUUUGUUGUGCUCUUUGCAUGUAGCAGGGGCAGCUCCUCCAUCAUUCACACCAUUUGUCUCUCCCAAUUUCAGACACAGAAGGAGGGGCAACAUUGUUCUUAGGGGGACAGGAUAAGAUUUGUGAAUAAGGGCUUUGAAGACCCUUACAUGACUUCAGAGUCUGAGGCAAGGAUGCUGCUCUGAGGGUUGAGAAUUACUGCAGUGCCUAAAAUGCAUUGAUUUGAGGGUAAUUCAAAGGGUUCAGGAAAAAAAUUAAAUAGAGUAUUUGUAUAGAGAAGCAAGACUGACAAUGACAGAAGUUCUUAAUAUAAAAACUAAUUGCAUCUGAAGCAGUCUACUUCUAUUAGCAAGCUUUCAAAGAGGACAGUAAGGCCAGAAUGCUGUUUCCACAUCGUUGUUUUUUAUAUAAGUCUUCACAGAAUGGCUCUGGAGCCAUAGAAAAUCACAUGGAAAGGGAGUUGAGACUUCUAAAGAUGCCCUUGCUUGCAGAAUCAUAUCCAUUCUAAUCAUAUGCAGAGACUAAACCUUGCAAUGUUGUGAUGCAUUGGCUCAGCUAUUGUGCUCUUAAGAAAAGAGUCCAUUUUUUAACAAUUUAUUUGGAAGAUUAAAAGUUCAGAUCCACUCUAUAAAUGCCAGACUGGAAGUUAUCUUGCCUUUGUUUUACUUCCUUAUAGAUACCAUCAGUGCUUCACUCGUGUGUACAGAUGAAGUAAUGGAGCAUUCAGAUAUAAAGUUAUGUACAAAACAGGUUUAGAACAUAAACUGGGACUAAAUUGUUUUCCAACCUUUUUCAUUCUGAUAUGCUCUGAAAUUUUAGAGUGGGAGGCCUUUCCAGAAAAGUUAUUUGCAUAGUGUGCUGCAACAGAAGACUGCAUUUAAAUAAAUACAUUUUUUAGGCCUCCUCUGAACUAACUUCUUAAGGCUUGCAUGCCACCCUUGACAAGUAGGGCCAGUAGGGUUUCAUAUUUUACCCUAUGUAAUACUUUUUAAAUUAUUCUAUGAGUUUGCUGUGGAGACAGGAAGAUGGAAUGUUUUUUUGAAUACCCACAGCCCCCCACAUCCCUACAAAAAGGGGCUACAUUUGUGGAUGUUGAGGGAGGGGUGAAAAGACUCCCUUUGGUGAGAGAGAGGAGGAGGAGGGAAGGAAUGGAAAUGGCCAUAACUUCUCGCUUAGAGAGGGAGGCCCUGGCCUUGAGGGAGAGUGGUGGGAGGGGGUGGUUAACUUAUCUCAGCUUGUGUCUCUGCCUGAUGAGUCAGACACAAGUCAUCCUCCCCAACCAUGGUCAGGCCAUCUUCCCGCAACAACUCACUCCCUUAGAGAAUCUGUGGAUUAACAUGGUGUGUCAGCCCCAGGGGGCCUGAUAGUAUCUACCAUGUUGGAAGAAGACACCGAGUUCAGGAAGGGAACCAGUGGGUCAGGAACUGCCCACUGGAGUUGUGCUGGGCAAAAGGAGAUACAGUGGGCAGGGGAGAAAACACAAUCAGAGGCACAGAGAAAGGCACCUGGUGCCUGUUCCCCAGUCUUUCUCCUCCUCUGUCUCAACUGGGAUCACGGCUAUUGGGAACCCUCAUAUUGUGCUGCUGCUGGUAUUUGCAAAGUUGCUGGCUAAUAAAAUGGCAGUCUCUUCAACCUCAUUCAGGAUGCAGCUGCUGAUCUUGCAUGCAUCACAGACCUGGCUGGACAAGGCUUCUGAGCUGGUGCUUGCCCUGAUGGUUCUAGGUGGAUACUCAGUGCAGCAUAAGGCUUGGUGGGGGGGGCACAGCAGAGUGCCAAUAGUCUUCAAGGAAAAUCUGGCGCACAGGUGGUAUCCAUUACCGAUUUUGUCCAGCAUGGAGUGUGUUUGCCUUGCACUCGAGGCUGAGUAUUGAUUGAGAAUUCUGCUGGUGUACUAGCUACACUGCUGUACAGCUGAUUACCUGACCUGAACUAGCCAAGCGGGUCUCAGAAGUGGUGUUGAAGAUGCCCAGACUUACUUUCUUGGGGGACUUCAGCAUCCAUGCUCUCUGGGGCUAGAAAAUGACUUCAUCGUUUCCAGGUCAACCAUAGGGAUAUCUGAGAGAGUAACUGGUCCAACUUAUGGAGUGGGGCACAUGCUGGACCUAAUGUUUUGGACCUGCCUAGAUACAAGGGCUCCAAUGAUUAGGAGUGUUGUUUUGAAACGAAGACCAGCAUUAAUAAUUAUUAGCUAACUUAGUGUAACUGAUAGCCUGUUAACUCAAGUGAAAAUAGCAUAAGAAUUCUUGAACUAGGAUGGAUAUAGUCUAACUCCAGCGGAGUUAGGGCAUGUGCAUACUUCUUUAAAGGCAGUUUGUCUUGUAAUUUCAUUCAGGGCUCAGCCCUGGUGGUGAAAAUGUAACUUUUAAUUUUCUCAGGGAAACACCUUUGCAUGAGCUUCCCAUUGAGUUGAAAAGCUAUCUUGUACUGGUUUGGAUUGUGUGCGUUUGGGAAGGAGGCUCUCAACUUCCAAAAUGCUCUCGUCUGUUGAAAAUAAACAUACUCAGCUAUGAGUGAA